Messenger RNA from Erigeron canadensis, 830 nucleotides. RefSeq lists its product as uncharacterized. The record is from RefSeq and is a predicted model, not a curated record. Bases 118 to 438 code for a protein of 106 amino acids. Lineage: Eukaryota; Viridiplantae; Streptophyta; Magnoliopsida; Asterales; Asteraceae. The transcript is spliced from 4 exons.
UUAAACGUAUUUUCAAAAUCAAAUAGGUUUAAAUCACCACUUCUCUCCACCGGUCCCUUCUUCUACGGCUGUUCACGGCGGCGAUCCAUUCAUUAAUUCCAAAACUCAAAGAAUACAAUGGAGGCACAGAUUCAAGAUGAACAUUCAUCGAGUCCAGCGGUUAAAGCAACUCUUCGCCUAGGAUCAGAAACACAUUCUAUCGAAGCUCGCAAGGGGAUUCUCUCUGAGCGAUUGGCUUUUGUGAAAGGAGAAAGUAUGAGCAUAUUAAAGGAAUUCAUUACCAAGCAUAACGUUCCAAAUGAUGUUCCAGAUGAAAUGUUAUCUGAAGAUGACGAUGAUAGCGAGGGGAUCACUGUCAAGCCAAAGAAGGGUUACUGGGCUUGUCGAAAAUAUCUUUAUGUGGAAGUACAAGUGUAUAACAGUAGCAUCUUCAUAUAGAAAAUUUACCCCUUCAGAUACAAAAUUUCCAGGUGUUGUCAACCUGUUUCACAAAAGCCUAACUAUUUAUCGAGUAGAAAAUGAUGGAUGUUCCUAAGAGGAGUGCCUAAAAGUAGACCUAACAAAGGCAUCAAGACACGUGACAAGAUUGAAGUGAAAAUGAGGGAGCAAUAUAGACUAAAUUUUGUAUCAUACAUUGUAUGACUUAGACAUAAUUUUGGUCAGGAAUUUUUAACGUACAUUAUAUACAUAUCAAUGUAUCAUUACUCUAUUGAGUAAAGAAAUGAGACGUACAGUGAGGCACAAAAAUCUGCAUACAGAAGCACUUGUAUCAGCUGCAGAUGAACACUCUUGAUCAUAUUCAGUUUCAAGCAAGUUUUCUUCUUGUUCUA